Molecule: messenger RNA, 1101 nt
Organism: Erigeron canadensis
Lineage: Eukaryota; Viridiplantae; Streptophyta; Magnoliopsida; Asterales; Asteraceae
Product: metalloendoproteinase 3-MMP-like
Exons: 1
Coding region: 9-887 (292 amino acids)
Biological process (GO): extracellular matrix organization; proteolysis; collagen catabolic process
Cellular component (GO): extracellular matrix
Molecular function (GO): zinc ion binding; metalloendopeptidase activity
Source: RefSeq, a predicted model, not a curated record
AAUCACUAAUGGCAUCUAUAGGUACUCUUUUGCCAUUUAUAUAUGUCUUUUUCUUUUUCAUCUCUCCAAGCUGGGGAAAAGUACUUGAUAAUAACCCAAUCAAACACCUUCAAGGUUGUCACAAGGGUGACAAAGUACAAGGCCUCUAUAAACUCAAACUAUACCUUGCCAAAUAUGGUUACCUAAAUUACCAACAUAGCCCUGACGACCAUACCAAUGCCGACGCAUUUGAUGAAGAGCUUGACGCCGCACUCAAAAGUUACCAAAACUUUUACCAUCUCAAUGCUACCGGGGUGCUAGAUGAAAAUACCGUUUCACAAAUGCUUGUACCGCGUUGUGGACAUCCCGAUAAGAUAAUUCAUCAACACGGGACAAAUACGUUGCAUACGGUGUCCCAUUAUGCAUUUUUCCCAAACAAAGAUAAAUGGCCCCCAAGUAAAUCACGUCUCACCUAUGCAUUCGACUCCGCCUAUCCAAGGCGAUAUGUACCACCUGUUGUUCGUGCCUUCAAUACAUGGGCUACUUCUUCUAAGUACUUCACAUUUACUAGAGUCAGGAAUAUUCAAGGCGCAGAUCUAAAGAUUUCAUUCAAACGCCCGGUCCAUGAUGAUAAAAACUUUGAACUGAAUCAUUUGGCGCAUGCACAAGCACCACCAGGUGGAUUGUUUCAUUAUAAUACAGCUUUUAAAUGGUCAGUUGGACCAAGACCAGUUCGAAAUCGUUUUGAUUUAAAGACCGUGGCGCUUCAUGAAAUAGGACAUCUACUUGGGUUAGAACACAGUCAAGAUCCAAACGCCAUAAUGUUUGCCAACAUCCCUCCAGGAGCUGUCAAAGGUUUGAACUUUGAUGAUAUCCAAGGAAUCAAAGUUCUGUAUGGAAUUAAUUAAGUGAUCGAUGAUUCUUCCAGUCCAAGUCAACAAGACCAUCAACAAAUUAAGACCCAAAAAAUUAAAGUCAUCCUAAAAAAUUGUUACACGCAUAUAUAUUUUCUUCUUUAAGUUUACCAAAGUCUUUGUUUGUACUUUUAUGUUUCUUAUUGUGGUGUAUUUAAGUGUGAAGUAUUAAUUGAAUAAAACGAAAACACAGAAAAUUGCCCCAAAA